Antechinus flavipes (yellow-footed antechinus) is the source of this 1561-nucleotide messenger RNA. RefSeq names its product RNA polymerase I subunit G (gene POLR1G). The record is from RefSeq and is a predicted model, not a curated record. The coding region runs from base 94 to 1536 and encodes 480 amino acids. Gene Ontology annotation, biological process: transcription by RNA polymerase I. The transcript is spliced from 3 exons. NCBI's taxonomy places the organism in Eukaryota, Metazoa, Chordata, Mammalia, Dasyuromorphia, Dasyuridae.
GCUCGGUAGCCACGCCCUCCGGCCCCACGUGGGCUCGCCGCGCGUUCCGGGACCCGGGCAGAACUUAGCGGAGUUCUCGGAGCUGCUGGGACCAUGUCGGCCUCGGACGUCCGGAGCCGGCUCUGCCCCGAUGACUUCUGCCCGGCCACGCUGCCCGCCGAGCCGCCGCCGAGCCUCGCCCUGGACGCCCUGCGGAAGCCCGGCACCGAGCUGUGGCUCAUCCGGACCCCCGCGGACUUCAGCCCGGCCAGCCUCAAUGGAUGCAAGGUGCCUCUCGUGGGCUUCCAGACCGUGAAGAGCCAUCGGAACGAGGCCGGCGUCCGUCAGCGCUACCACGUCCUGAGCAACAGCAGCGCCUGCCCCGAGACCCUGCUGGCCCCCUCAUCUUCAGCAGACGGCCAGCUGGUCCCAGCCCCCGCCCUGCGGGGCAUCCUGAGUGUCAUAGAAGUGCCCCGCACCAAGCCGUCCGGCCAGGCCCUCCAUGCCAUCCCCACCAGCCCCCCACCACAGAUCCCUCCCGGCCUGCGGCCCCGCUUCCAGGCCUUUGGGGGCCAGCCACCUGUGCUGGGGCUCCCGGCUCAGGCAGCGGAGGCCAAGUCUCCCCGGAAAAGGAAGAAGCCUGAAUCGGCGGCUCUGACACCCAGUCCUGGGGAGGUUCCACCCGGACAGGGGGCGCUGAACUCUCCUCCGGGGCAGGAGAUGCCGGAGCCGACCGAGCAAGUCCCAAUCCAAGAAGAUGUGGCAGCCCCACUCCCCCUCAAGAAGAAGAAGAAGAAAAAGAAGAAGGAGCUGGAGGGAGAGAUGCUGGAGCCGGCGGGAGGAGCGCCGGAGCCGGCAGGAGAAGCAUCAGUGCCAGCGGGAGGAGCGCCGGAGCUGGCGGGAGAAGCAUCAGUGCCAGCGGGAGGGGCGCUGGAGCUGGCAGGAGGGGCACCGGAGCCUGCGGGAGGGGUGCCAGAGCCAGCAGGAGGGGCGCUGGAGCUGGCAGGAGGGGUGCCAGAGCUUGAGGGCAGAGUGAUGGAGCCCCAACAGGAGGUUGUUCUUUCACCCCCUAAGAAAAAGAAGAGCAAGAAGAAACAAGAGCUAGGAGAGAUGAUGGAGCUGGGGGAGAGGGCCCCGGUAUCGGAGGUCCAAAGUGACCUUCAAGAGGAGAAAGCCCCAUCCUCGGCCAAAAAGAAGAGCCGGAAGAGAGAGGAGGCGGGAGGAGAGAUGCUCACGCCUGAGCGGGCCGUGGGGCCGGAGGAGAUGGCGGACCCACCUCCUGCCAAAAGGAAGAAAGAAGAAGUAGGAGAGAUUCUGGAGGGGGCAGAGAUGGCCGAGUCUCUCGGGGAGGCCGAGCCCUCACACACCAAGAAAAAGAAGAAGAAGAGGAGGAAGGAGGCGGAGGGGGAAGCCCCAGAGCCACCACAGGAGAUGGAGUCCCUGGCAGAGGUCCCUGAGCCUGUCACCCUGAACCCCAGCCAGGGGGUGGAAGAGAAGAAGAAGAAAAAGAAGAAGAAGAAGCUGCAUCAGGAGGAGCUGGAGGCAGGGCAGGCCUAGGCGGAUGGACCAGCAGUCUUGCCCU